AGCUGCGCCCCACGCACGCUGCGAGGUUCCCGGGCAUCGCAGCUGCCAGUCAAGGCGAGGAGGCGGCCAGGGCUCCUCCUCCUUCCGACCCAGAGGUCUGGGAGCGCGAGUCCGCUUGCAAGCCUGCAAAGUGUGAAGCUGUCAGUCGCAGAGUGCGGAGGAAGCGCGAGAGAGAAUGAACCGGCUCCUCCUCCCCGGUGUGCGCGCAGCCGGGGCUGGCGGUGCGCGCCAGGGGGACUGUUGAGAAGCCCGGGGCCGAGGAUCACGGGUCUCCUGCCAGGGAUUUAGGAGACUGAAGACAGGCUGAUGGGCUCAAUUGGUAGACUUCACUGUCUCACCAUGACUGCCGAAAAUCCCAUGCCUGGAGACCUGGCUCUAGCUCCUCUCGUCACUUGCAAACUUUGCCUGUGUGAACAGUCUCUGGACAAGAUGACCACGCUCCAGGAAUGCCAGUGCAUCUUUUGUACAGCUUGCCUGAAACAGUAUAUGCAGCUGGCAAUUCGAGAAGGAUGUGGGUCUCCCAUCACUUGCCCUGACAUGGUGUGCCUAAACCACGGGACCCUGCAGGAAGCUGAGAUUGCCUGUUUGGUACCUGUGGAUCAGUUUCAGCUUUAUCAGCGGUUAAAGUUUGAACGAGAAGUUCACCUGGACCCCUACCGAACAUGGUGUCCUAUUGCAGAGUGUCAGACAGUAUGCCCAGUUGCGUCGAGUGACCCAGGACAGCCUGUGCUGGUGGAAUGCCCUUCUUGCCACCUGAAAUUCUGUUCAUGUUGCAAGGAUGCUUGGCAUGCAGAAGUCUCCUGUAGAGACAGUCAGCCUGUUGUCCUGCCAACAGAACAUGGGGCCCUCUUUGGAACAGAUGCAGAAGCUCCCAUUAAGCAAUGCCCAGUUUGCCGGGUUUAUAUUGAACGCAAUGAAGGCUGUGCUCAGAUGAUGUGUAAAAACUGCAAGCACACGUUUUGCUGGUACUGUCUCCAGAACCUGGACAAUGACAUUUUCCUUAGACAUUAUGACAAAGGACCAUGCAGGAAUAAACUCGGCCAUUCAAGAGCAUCGGUAAUGUGGAACCGAACACAGGUGGUGGGGAUUCUUGUAGGCUUGGGCAUCAUUGCCUUGGUAACUUCACCUUUGUUACUCCUGGCUUCCCCAUGUAUAAUCUGUUGUGUUUGCAAGUCCUGUCGGGGCAAGAAGAAAAAGCAUGAUCCAUCCACAACCUAAAGGUCUUUGUGUUCACAUGCCACAGAUGUCUGAGUUGUAUGAGACAGCACAGUGAUAAAGCCCCACUUAGUGACCUUGCCUCCUCCUCCUUGCCAAACUUUGGAAGUGCCUCCGUGUCCAGACUUUGAACCUGCCUACCAGCCUUCAGCAUUGGAAAAGGCUGAGUCCCGGGUGUGAGUGUUCCUGUAUGACAAGAACUGAGCUUUGCAGUCCGGGCUAUGUCUAUGGAAGAUGUUGAGAGAUUUGGGUUGCUUGGGAAGAAUGAACACAUCAUCAUUUUAUCAUCCAAGGGAUCCCACUGGACUAUUAAACUUCCAGCCAAAUUAAAGGAGCCUGAGUGAACAUUCAAUAUAAUAAAUGUGUUGUCAUGAUUGGCAACGUAAAAGAUAACUGAGAAGCCAGAGUCUGUUCUGUGUUGAUUUGAUCACCACAACAUGAUAAGGGGAAGCACGAUAAGGAGGGAAAGGAUAAGACUGUGUAAGGAGAAAUCCUCAUAAGAGCUAUAAAAUAGGCUGUUUAUCUUUGGAGCUGAUAUGGUGCUGGCUACGGGGUGUGCUGUUCCCAGCAUUCCCACAAUGACUUGGGAAACUAGCAGAAACACAAUAGGUUUCUCUCUGUGUGAUCUCAGCUUCAAGCAGGAGAAACUGCUACGCAGAGGGAGUUGUCCCUUCCCAGUAAAAGGGUUGCAGCAUGUAAAACAAUGUUGUCUGAUUUAGUGGCUCUCCCUUGGCAAAUGUAACUUUUCUAAGGUGGCCAACUUCUCUCUUAUAGCUGGUAGCUGUGGUCUACAAAAUUGUUUCAUAUGAAAUAUAGGUAGACUGGUAGGGUUCAAAACCUUCUUCAUAGAUUACAGGGAUCUUUCUUGGGCUCUGUGUUCAUAUACCCAACAGACUGGAAUUGGACCUAAGAGUAUACCCCAAGAGUAAAUAUUAAACUCCAUAUGUACAUCUAGAAUUCAGAUGACUUGCAGCCUGCCUACACUUUCUGUCCAUUGGACAUGCAUGGAUAUACCCAAUAGUACACAUAAAAUAAAUGUUUACUUAAAAGCCA
Molecule: messenger RNA, 2268 nt
Organism: Carlito syrichta (Philippine tarsier)
Lineage: Eukaryota; Metazoa; Chordata; Mammalia; Primates; Tarsiidae
Gene: RNF144B
Product: ring finger protein 144B
Exons: 8
Coding region: 307-1218 (303 amino acids)
Biological process (GO): protein polyubiquitination; positive regulation of proteasomal ubiquitin-dependent protein catabolic process; ubiquitin-dependent protein catabolic process
Cellular component (GO): cytoplasm; ubiquitin ligase complex; mitochondrial membrane
Molecular function (GO): ubiquitin conjugating enzyme binding; ubiquitin protein ligase activity; zinc ion binding
Source: RefSeq, a predicted model, not a curated record